Penicillium waksmanii is the source of this 2250-nucleotide messenger RNA. It is a transcript of the gene prp28, whose product is annotated as mRNA splicing protein PRP28. Gene Ontology annotation, cellular component: catalytic step 2 spliceosome. The coding region runs from base 1 to 2250 and encodes 749 amino acids. NCBI's taxonomy places the organism in Eukaryota, Fungi, Ascomycota, Eurotiomycetes, Eurotiales, Aspergillaceae. Gene Ontology annotation, biological process: mRNA splicing, via spliceosome. The transcript is spliced from 5 exons. Gene Ontology annotation, molecular function: RNA helicase activity; ATP binding; RNA binding. The record is from RefSeq and is a predicted model, not a curated record.
AUGGACUCUGUUAUGACUAACGGCUCGGAUGGCCCCCCUGGGCCUCCUCCAGACCCCAUAGAGCGCCCCCCCAACACCUCCCCCCCCCUCCCCCCGAAGACUCGGGAGCUCCGCCGCCGCCGCCAGAUGCUUCCGCGCCUCCACCUCCUCCAGAUGACAUUCCUCCUCCCCCGCCCGCGGAAACAAAGAAGAAAAAGCAAGGUUGGGAAGAAGAAAGAGGCGGAUGCGGCUUCUGCGAAGCCCAAAUUCUUAUCCAAAGCUCAACGAGAAAAGCUUGCGCUGGAGAAGCGAGCAAAGGAAGUAGAGGCCGAGCGACAAGCGAAGAAGGCACCUACAACUGGCGUUGAUCGUAAUGGAUUCUCAACCGAGCCAGCUUCAUCAAAACCCGAGCAUAAAUACCCAGAACCAAGAGAUCCGAACGGAAAAGUACCCACUGGACCUCGUGCCAUGCGGGGCGAGCGUCCGUCUGGACCUGGACCCUCACGAAACGGACAACAAUCACGAGGGCAAGAUAAGGAAUCGGCGAAAUCAAGGAACACGAAGGCCGACAAGCGUCUUGCGGAAGAGGACGAGGCUGACGCACAAGCGUCUCUCGUCAAGAAACAAUACAUGGGAGUUGACCAAACCUCCACAUUCUCCGCCAAGAAGAAACGCAAGCGCACCACGGAUCGCAAGUUCAAUUUCGAGUGGAAUAUCGAGGAAGAUACAAGCGGCGAUUACAAUCCUCUUUACCAGCACCGACAUGAAGCCAACUUCUUCGGUAGAGGCCGACUGGCAGGAUUCGGAGAUGAUGUCGCAGAUGAUGUCGCACGCAAGUAUGCUGACGCCUUGGUAACUCGAGACCAGGAGUCGGGCAGCAUGCGCGCGAAGGAGAUCAUGGAGAUGGAACGUCGUCGUCGUGAGGAAGGUUCGCGUAGCCAGAUCGAUAAGCACUGGAGCGAGAAGAAGUUGGAGCUCAUGCGCGAGCGCGACUGGCGUAUUUUCAAAGAAGAUUUCAAUAUCGCUACUAAGGGCGGAAGCGUCCCCAACCCGAUGCGUUCUUGGGAAGAGAGUCACCUGCCAAAGCGCUUGCUGGAGCUUGUCGAUCGCGUUGGUUACAAGGAGCCAACUGCGAUUCAACGUGCCGCUAUUCCCAUCGCAAUGCAGUCGCGAGAUCUCAUCGGUGUGGCCGUCACUGGUUCCGGUAAAACAGCUGCAUUCCUGCUGCCACUUUUGGUAUACAUCUCAGAGCUACCACGGCUAGACGAGUUCGAGUGGCGCAAAAACGACGGCCCCUACGCAAUUGUUCUUGCUCCCACUCGUGAAUUGGCGCAACAAAUUGAAAUUGAAGCCAAAAAGUUCACCCAACCGCUUGGUUUCAACGUCGUCAGUAUCGUCGGUGGUCACUCAAUCGAAGAACAAGCAUUCAGCCUCCGCGAUGGCGCAGAAAUCAUCAUCGCCACCCCGGGUCGUCUAGUCGACUGCAUCGAGCGUCGCAUGCUCGUCCUCAGCCAGUGCUGCUACGUCAUCAUGGAUGAAGCAGAUCGCAUGAUCGAUCUCGGAUUCGAAGAACCCGUCAACAAGAUCCUGAGACGCCCUCCCCCCACCAUGCCCGCAGCCGUUGAGCGGAUCGCGCGCAAAUACCUCCGUCGGCCAGCAAUCAUCACUAUCGGUGGUAUCGGUGAAGCCGUCGACACAGUCGAACAGCGCGUCGAAAUGAUCCCCGGCGAAGACAAGCGCAAAAAGAGACUUGCGGAAAUUCUUUCCGCGGGAGACUUCCGUCCCCCAAUCAUCGUUUUCGUCAACAUCAAGCGAAACUGUGAUGCUAUCGCUCGUGAAAUCAAACACAUGGGCUUCUCGUCUGUUACCUUGCACGGUUCUAAGACGCAGGAUCAGCGUGAGGCUGCUCUUGCCUCUGUCCGUAAUGGUUCGACCGAUGUCCUUGUCGCUACUGAUCUGGCUGGUCGUGGUAUCGAUGUUCCCGACGUCUCGCUUGUCGUUAACUUUAACAUGGCUACCUCGAUUGAGAGCUACACUCACCGUAUCGGUCGUACUGGUCGUGCCGGUAAAAGUGGUGUUGCUAUUACAUUCCUGGGUAGCGAGGAUUCAGAUGUUAUGUACGAUCUCAAGCAAAUGCUCACGAAGUCGCCCAUCUCGCGCGUCCCUGAGGAAUUGCGCAAACAUGAGGCUGCGCAGUCUAAGCCGAAUCGUGGACAGGCAAAGAAAAUUGAGGAUAGUUCUGGGUUUGGUGGGAAGGGUGGCUGGGCGUGA